This is a messenger RNA of Plenodomus lingam JN3, 537 nucleotides long. RefSeq lists its product as uncharacterized. Lineage: Eukaryota; Fungi; Ascomycota; Dothideomycetes; Pleosporales; Leptosphaeriaceae. The record is from RefSeq and is a predicted model, not a curated record.
AUGGCCAAGGGUGGAGGCGGUCACAUAGUGAGGUGCUACAGGGGUCGUGAAGAUCAGGUUGCCUCUUUUGAGACUGAGCAUUGCAACCUGCCCUCUUCGCGGAAGUACAUCAAUCCCACUUGCGAACCUGCGCCUUUCAAGAUGCGGAUAUUCAUCGAUUCGAGAUCUGGUCCCGCCAGCCAGCAAAAAUACUGGAGACCAAAAACGUCUUGGGAAAAGGGCUUGAAUGACAUGCAUUUUAAGGUAUCUAUUCGUGUUGAAAUUUCCCGUUCCAAUGUCAAUUUGAUUCUACUACAUUCUGGUGCAAUGAUUAGCCCGGAGAAACUUCCCAUCGCUGGUCCUACCGAGGAAACCUUCACGGCAGCGUUCGGCACAGUGCUUCUACCCGAUGAAUUCAUCAACACAAAUUAUGGGAAAGCAGCUGAGUACGAGAUACUACCAUCCAUUGAUGCGACACAAAAUUUGAUGACGUCACCAGAUUGCGUACUUUUAUAUUCAUGGUGUGCAGACACCAGCUUUGGACACAUCACCACUUAG